AUGGCUGACAAUAUUACACUGCCAAGAGAUCACUUCCUAGCACUCGUCAGAAGAAUAGAAGAUGCCGAACGCCCAUGUUCGAAUACUAUUACCAUUCCUAUCGACGAGUAUGAGAGCUUACGAAAUGCCGUUGCCGAGUACCAGGCCUUAAAGGAAGCACUUGUGAAUGCUGGAACGCCAGUCGAGUCCAUCGAUCUCUUGAUCAAUGCCACAAGGGAACCAUUGACCCCUACCAGCGACGAUGACACUACGCUCGACGGGACGACGCUUUCGAGUAGAACCACUGUGUCGACAUGCAGAAGCUUCGACAAGCAAUACUGGACCAAGGCAGUUGCACCUCCCCCACAGAACUUCUCGUGGGGCAAGUCAUGGCGACCAAGUGGUCGGGGACCAGCGAUCUCUUUCUGCGAAGACGAGGAAAGCAGUUGCAUUGAAGAGUGCAUGGAUGAAACGCCCAUUGAGCCACAGCAAUUCCAGACAUGUCGCAAAGAUCGCUCAUUGGUGUUGACAGGCUUGUCUAAGGACGCAACGUUGAUAGAUGUACUCAAACACAUCAGGGGUGGAGCAAUCCUCAAUGUCUUCCUGAAGCGACAUGACCAGACAGCACAUGUCUCAUUCGUCGAGUCAGCCGGCGCGGAGAGCUUCAUCAACCAUGUCAAGAGAAACGAUCUAUAUAUCAACAGCAAGAGAAUCACUAUAGCCUGGAGUGAGAAACAAUAUUACAUGACUGGCGGUAUUGCAAGGCGCAUCUUCUGCAACGGUGCAACACGUAACCUGGUCAUUCGCUUUCCGAAGCCAGAAGUCACAGAGAAGAUUGUUCGGGACGACCUAGAGCACAUUCAUCUUCUCGAGGUUGUCUCCGUGACCUCCAAAGACGGUCACUUCUGGAUUUCUCUCAAUGGUGUGACUCAUGCGGUCACAGCCCGAGGUUGUAUGAUGUCCAGAUCACGCUAUAAGAGCUCUCGGAUUGAGUUCUGGCAAGACGAAUGCGCUCAAGCACUGCCAACCACCACAACGCCUCGGGUCCUAACAUCAAAGCCUUCGAACCACAAGGUAAAAUCCUCCGUCAAUCGGUUCGAUGUUCUUCUCAGUGCGGACGAGUGGUAG
This is a messenger RNA of Lithohypha guttulata, 1107 nucleotides long. RefSeq lists its product as uncharacterized. Lineage: Eukaryota; Fungi; Ascomycota; Eurotiomycetes; Chaetothyriales; Trichomeriaceae. The transcript is spliced from 3 exons. The record is from RefSeq and is a predicted model, not a curated record. Gene Ontology annotation, molecular function: nucleic acid binding. Bases 1 to 1107 code for a protein of 368 amino acids.